Molecule: messenger RNA, 1054 nt
Organism: Varanus komodoensis (Komodo dragon)
Lineage: Eukaryota; Metazoa; Chordata; Lepidosauria; Squamata; Varanidae
Gene: CCNDBP1
Product: cyclin D1 binding protein 1
Exons: 10
Biological process (GO): regulation of cell cycle
Cellular component (GO): nucleus
Source: RefSeq, a predicted model, not a curated record
CGCUUCUGGGACGCGCUCGCCCGAGCGUGCGCGGCCGUCUCGCAGGACGCCACGAAGCUGAGCCUGGCCUUCUCGGGCCCGUCCCUGCCGCCUCUCGAGGAGCAGGAGCGGCUGGCGCAGGCCGCCCAGGGCCCGGUGCGAGCGGCUGUCCGCGCGUGCUGCCGGCUCCCGCGAGGCCAAGGAGCCACCCUGCGCAAAGCAGUGCGCGGUGCCACGGUCGAAGUGGUGGAGGGCAUGAUUCAGCUCUCGGAGAGCAUCCUCCGGGCCCCGCAGCAGAGCCUUUCGCAGGAGCAGCUCAUCUCAACGGGAGGCGUUUGGGAGGCCUGCGACCGCAUUUCCUGCCUGCCCCGAGAUAACCAGGCAGCCGUUGCGCUGGCCAUCUCUUCCUACCUGGGAAUCGUCAGAGAUGCGCUGGAGGAGAUGGAGCAGGCACAGGCAGGAGCAGGAGGCCCCUACGGCGAAGGGCUGGAGGACGAAGACUUGGGCUCCCCUGGGGGCAGCGACUCCAGCUGGUCCGAGGCUGACCGGAAGCUGCUUGGCCCCUGUCUCGGCCUGGUGAAGGCUGCGAAAGCUUGCCUGAAGAAGCUGCUGGGGGCGGUGAGAGCCCAUGGCCGGGUGGACGCGGCGGAGCAGGUGGCUGAGCUGGACAACCUCGCCGAAAUUGCUGGGGACAUCAGUCCGAGUGUGGACGAACUGGUGCUGAGCACGUACCCCCCUGUGAACCAGCUGACCCUGCGACUGAGCGCCGGCAAACUGGCUUCCGUGCUGAAGAGGAUGCUCGAAGUCGCCGGGGCCAGCCACAUCUGCCCUCCGCCGGAAGAGAGCUGGGUGCGGUUCCUGGCCGGGGCGGUGGACCACAACAUGGGCAGGGUCAAGGCGCUCACCCAAGGGCUGCUCUGAGGGGCGUGGCCUGGCCAGGCGGGGGGCUCUGUGGGCCAGCCUGUGCAGGGGAGGCCGUGUGGGGGAGUCGCGCUUGCCACCGGGCCGGGAGCCCUGCGGCACUCCGCCCCCAGGCACGGGAAUAAAGAGACCAGGCUGGCUCGGUUCUGUGCAA